AUGGAGCCUGCCAACGAGCAUGAUCCCACAAUGGAUGCGGACAUCGUUCAUGCAACCAAUGUCCACAACAAGAAAGAAGUUGCCGAAAUGAGGUUUUUGACGAAAUCAUUGGAGAAUGCUCGUCACGUCCAGGCUAAUAUACACAGACAAGAGGAAAAGGAUCUUCUUAAACAACUCUGGAAACUUCACAAGGAAAAGGAGCGUCGUCAUUCUGAGAUGAACUACAUACAUUCAGGUUCUAGAGUCGGACAAGGAUCUAGUGAAAAGAUUGUGAGCUCGAUUUCUUCAAGACACGGAUCCGUCAGAUACUUAGAGCACCCAAAACAUCACCAGUUCGCUCACCAUCAGACGUACGAUGACAGGAAUUCAUAUCACGACGUUAGGCAUGCCUAUCAUAGCGAGGAUGUCCACAACACAACGGGUACCAGGCAUGUUGAAAGCAAGGCAAAUGGUAAAAGCAGACAUCACGUUCCUUUUAUUGAAGACGUUAGCCACCAUUACGGCCCGGUAGUGCAUCACAGACCUGCUGAUUAUUUCCCUCAUCCACCAGCGCCCCGGCAUGGACAUGCCAAACAUGGGUACCAGCCACCAACAGAUGUACCUUGGGUUGGCUCCAAUUCAUCCAACCUCAACGUGAUUGUACAGCCUGCUGGGUAUGGACACUCAGUAAAGGAACAUGCUCACCAACUCAAGAAACCUAAGCACUACAAUAAAGGUAAACUGUACGAGCCUCACCAUCCUCAUCAUCAUCAUCAUCACACAUCAAGCGUUCAUCCACUGGAUGAUAUACGUAAUGCAGGAAGCUUGGAAAGCCUGACGAGAUACAUUACUCUUCUAGAUUAUGAGUCAAGUCAGGAUCGCUUAGAAAAUGGCCAACGUAGAAAACCGCAUCGACAUCCAAAGGAAAGGGAGUCCCGUGACCACACUGACAAGGAUGGGAGCCGGGCAGUGAGUGGUAACAUUUAUGAAGGUACUGGGGAGCAAGAUGUGAAAAGGGACAAGACAAGAGUUGAGGACAUUGACGUGACUGCGCACCAUGCCCCGCUCGCUGAACGACAGCAGCGUAAAGAAAAUAGUGAUAAGACCAAAUCCAUUGGAUUGGUCGCAGUGACGUCAUCAGACACCCCUUCCUUAACUAUGGGAAACUUGGUGGAAUCUGCACCCGAAGGUGUUCAACAAUCUGCGGAUUCAAAGACGCAGGGUCACACCAAGGAACAUAACACGUCUGCACUCGAAAACGAACCUCUUGCCAAACAUGCAGUCAAAAGCCAUGGAAAAGGGUUGAACAUCAACGGGGUUGCUGUUUCUAAUAGGAGUGGAAAAAGUCAUCGAACAAGCAGCGUCGAGUUAGCGGCUGAACAUCAAGAGAGUUACCACCAUCCACAUGUUAACAAUCGUACUGUAGCUGACAUUGGUGCUCAUCAAUCUAGUCAUCACCAUCAUCGCUAUUCAUCGCACCAUCACCCAACUCACCACUACCCAACUCACCACCACCCAACUCACCACCACCUUGAGCCAAGGGUCGGCUCAGUGACGGUCGCUGAACGCAAGCGUCUUGCAGUGGAGCUAUUAGCCCGAGAGUUUCCCAUUCUCCUACGACAUGCGCCGACUAAAUUCAACCCCUUGGAUGCCCUAAUGUGUCAAUACCUCAGACUCUCUACCAGUAAUGUAGAGACAUUGGAACAAAUGUGCCGUGAGGCAGGAUUAGAAGUUGAUGCACACCCCCACCAACAGAUAAAGAACAUCAGUCAAUAUGUAUUUGGAAUUGGAAAUGAAAAAAUAUAA
This is a messenger RNA of Asterias rubens (European starfish), 1785 nucleotides long. RefSeq lists its product as uncharacterized. The transcript has 8 exons. The coding region runs from base 1 to 1785 and encodes 594 amino acids. The record is from RefSeq and is a predicted model, not a curated record. NCBI's taxonomy places the organism in Eukaryota, Metazoa, Echinodermata, Asteroidea, Forcipulatida, Asteriidae.